CAAACUUCAGGUUGAACAGACGCGACCUCCAUUCAUCCUUCGCAUUUGAAAAGUGGUGAUUUUAACAUCAUUUCCCACCAUAUUUAACAGAAUAAAUCACAAAUAACCCUUAACUGAGGUAAACAAGUGUGUUCGAAUUAGAAUUUAAGUGUAAAAAAUAUAAGUUGAAGUGAAAAUGGCGUUGAAAUCUCCACCGGUGCUUCUUGGUCUAUUGGCCCGAGUUUCCCGACGUACUUUUUCAACAUCGAAGGCUUUAGCUUCAAAGCCUAUGACCGUGCGCGAUGCCUUGAACCAAGCAAUUGAUGAAGAGAUGGAAAGAGACGAUAAAGUGUUCGUUUUAGGUGAAGAAGUAGCCCAAUAUGACGGAGCCUACAAAGUUACAAGGGGUCUUUGGAAGAAAUAUGGAGACAAGAGAGUUAUUGACACACCAAUCACUGAAAUCGGUUUCGCUGGUAUAGCGGUUGGUGCAGCUUUCGCUGGUCUCAAACCCAUCUGCGAGUUCAUGACCUUUAACUUCUCCAUGCAGGCUAUUGAUCAUAUCAUAAAUUCAGCAGCGAAAACAUUCUACAUGUCAGCGGGAGGCGUUCCGGUGCCGAUCGUGUUCCGCGGUCCCAACGGAGCUGCUGCUGGUGUGGCGGCUCAGCACUCGCAGUGCUUUGCCGCCUGGUACAGCCACUGUCCCGGCCUGAAGGUGCUCAUGCCGUACUCCUCGGAGGAUGCUAAGGGUCUCCUAAAGGCCGCAAUCCGUGACCCCGACCCAGUGGUGUUCCUGGAAGAUGAAAUCUUGUACGGUAUGCAAUUCCCGAUGUCCGAUGAGGCUUUGUCGCCCGACUUUGUGUUGCCUAUUGGUAAGGCUAAGAUCGAGAGGGAAGGAAAGCACAUCACGUUAGUGUGUGCAGGCAAAGCCACCGACACUGCGCUGCAAGCGGCCAAUGAGCUGGCUGGAAAAGGCAUAGAAUGCGAGGUAAUUAACUUACGCUCUAUUCGGCCGUUGGAUUUCGAUACGAUCGCACGCUCUAUCGCCAAGACGCAUCACCUCGUCACCGUGGAGCAGGGCUGGCCCCAAUCUGGCGUGGGCGCGGAGAUAUGCGCGCGCGUGAUGGAGUCGCCGUCGUUCUUCGAGCUGGACGCGCCGGCGUGGCGCGUGUGCGGCGCCGACGUGCCCAUGCCCUACGCGCGCGCGCUCGAGGCGCUCGCCCUGCCGCGCGCGCCCGACGUCGUCGCCGCCGCCGCCGCCGUGCUGGCCAACCGGAUUGCCGGCGAAGCCGCGGUGUGAGAUGAGUUAGGAAUCUCUAGAUACGCCACCGGAAAUUAAUGUAAAUAUUUAUUGUAUCCAUGUAUUGCAGUGAACGAAAUGUGAUCAUUAGGAGAAUUAUAUUAUUGUUAUUAG
Zerene cesonia (dogface butterfly) is the source of this 1390-nucleotide messenger RNA. RefSeq names its product pyruvate dehydrogenase E1 component subunit beta, mitochondrial (gene Pdhb). NCBI's taxonomy places the organism in Eukaryota, Metazoa, Arthropoda, Insecta, Lepidoptera, Pieridae. The record is from RefSeq and is a predicted model, not a curated record. Gene Ontology annotation, molecular function: pyruvate dehydrogenase (acetyl-transferring) activity. Bases 176 to 1276 code for a protein of 366 amino acids. Gene Ontology annotation, biological process: pyruvate decarboxylation to acetyl-CoA. The transcript is spliced from 8 exons.